CAAAAAUGGAGGCAAAACUUUCGUAUAUAAGCAGAGUUCAAGAAUUGUGGACCGAGUUGAAGUGAGUGUGUGAUGUAGUGUUGUGAAGACAUGUCGAAAAGCACAUACAACAUAACAAGGUUCAAAUCAGGAGAGGCUGAAAACAAUGAUGAAAUAAUAUCAGAUAUACAAAUUACCUACGGAUUCACCGAAACGAAAUUUGGAGAAUGUCUCGUAGGGUUGAAAGGAAAAGAAAAUACCAUAUGUUUUUUGUCGUUCAUGGGUCCAAACUACCCCGGAAUAGACGGUCUAAAGAGGAUUUUCCCCAAAGCAGCUCUCACUAUGAACAACAAUCUCAUAGCCAACAAGCUGAAACAACUAUUCGAAGAAAGCGUUAAAGGGGGCCACAUCGAACUUCUCUUGAAGGGCACCGAUUUCGAAAUAAGGGUGUGGGAGCACCUGGUGAAACUGAAAAGGGGUUCCACAACCACUUAUGAAGAAGUUGCGAAGGACAUCGGCCAUCCGAAUGCAGUAAGGGCUGUAGCAAAUGCAAUAGGAAAAAAUAAUAUUUCCUAUUUCGUGCCCUGUCAUAGAGUGAUUGCCAAGAGAAAAGGCAUUAUUGGGGGGUACAAAUGGGGAGUGCAAAGGAAGAAGCAGAUGCUGCAAGAUGAAGAGAAAGCAGCAAAGCAAACAAUUCUGGAUAAAUUUUGGAAGAAGAAGAAGACUGCGUCUGAUCAGCCGGCAAUUGAUAAAAGUAAGACUGUGUCUGAUGAGCAGGCAAUUGAAAAAAGUAAGACUGAGGAAAUUCAACACUAAGCAUCGCAUUUCUUCCCAAUCUAUUCUACAUUUCAGAUAGUAAUGAUAGAAUUACUAUGUUUAUAAAUUAUCUUUAUUUUAUUUCAGUUGAAAGAUUUGGCAAGAGUGAAUAUGAAUAUAUAUAUAUAUAUAUAUAGGUACUAAUAUAACUU
Molecule: messenger RNA, 947 nt
Organism: Phaedon cochleariae (mustard beetle)
Lineage: Eukaryota; Metazoa; Arthropoda; Insecta; Coleoptera; Chrysomelidae
Source: the annotation of a GenBank genome assembly